GUUUCAUAUUCAAACAUCUCCGAAAUUUUCAAUUACUCGGAAGAAGACCUCAAACCAUACCGUAAUAAUUUCUUGAGUGAUGCUUCGAAACAAGUUGCCCAGCUACUUGAUACUGACCGAAGAACUGUAGAUGUGUUUAAGUUAGAACUCGGUGCCUCUGUCCGUAGUCUCCUAAGAAUUCCACCAGUUUGUUAUACUGUGAACCUGAUGAGAAACCAGACUAAGAGAAGCCACGAAUUUAUUCCUACGACAUACACUCUUUUCUUUCCUAAAAUCUAUUUGUAUGCAGAAGAUAUUAUUUACGGUCCUGAAUAUGCUGCCAUACAAGCUUCAGUUCAUUCUCCAUAUAGCUAUGCGAAUCCUUUCAUUGCAGGAUUUGAGUUGAAGAUUGGGAAGUUUUACACUUUCAGAGUGAAGCAGGUUGAAAAGAAUUUACUUCCAUGGCCAUAUAAGACGAAUUGUUUUAAUUAUUUGGAAAAGAUAAAGCAGAAUGGAAAGCCUGGACCAGCAAACCAGAAGGAAUGUGUAGAGAACUGCAAAGUGAACUUAAGUUUGAAAAUGCUUGGAUGCGUUUUAAGGUCUAUAUGGUAUCCCCAUAAUUACAGAAGAUGUGAGCCACGAAAUGAAAGAGAUUUGUUGUCUUAUUAUCAUAAAAACUGCUCGCAGCGAUGUCAACCUGCCUGUUC
Molecule: messenger RNA, 686 nt
Organism: Stegodyphus dumicola
Lineage: Eukaryota; Metazoa; Arthropoda; Arachnida; Araneae; Eresidae
Biological process (GO): sodium ion transmembrane transport
Cellular component (GO): plasma membrane
Molecular function (GO): ligand-gated sodium channel activity
Source: RefSeq, a predicted model, not a curated record